Molecule: messenger RNA, 1317 nt
Organism: Zophobas morio
Lineage: Eukaryota; Metazoa; Arthropoda; Insecta; Coleoptera; Tenebrionidae
Product: microfibril-associated glycoprotein 4-like
Exons: 4
Coding region: 196-1224 (342 amino acids)
Source: RefSeq, a predicted model, not a curated record
UACAAAGAGCAAUAAUACAAUACUAUACAAUAAAAAUACCGAGAAAGUGAAAACAACGAUAAACUAAACAAUGUUCUGAUAAACAAAAUUAAUGUUAUCGACUUUUGACCUCCGAACUCACCAUGAACUAGAGUUUGCAUCUUUUAAAUAAUCCCGAAUGACUUUCAGUUAAACACGUUGAAAACGAUUGGCAAAAUGUGGUGUACUUUUGUCUUCGUGUCGAUCAUCGUUGUAGUGUGUAACUGUGAGCAGAUUUCUAUUAGCUCCACAAUCACCCCUGACACCGAACGCCAAAAACUAAUAAAUAUUCUGAACACCUUGAACGAGAAAGUGGAACUACAAUCGACAAUCAGAGAAAUUAAUCACCGUUUAGAAAAUCUAGAAAAGCAGUUCACUUCUGUAGCCGCCUCUUGUGAAAUCAGUCGUCAUUUAGAAAAACCGAAGCCAACACUGGUGACAACUGAUUCUACGAAAAUCAAUAAAACGAAAGAAAUUGUCGAAAGUUUAAAGAAAAUGGAGCUGCAAAUCACGGAAUUGAAAAAUUCAGGAGAAACUUUCCCCACAGGAAAGACUAUUCCAGAAAACUGCCUAGAAGUAAAAAAGCGUGGAAAUAACGUCACUGGCGUUUUCCUAAUCAAACCCAAAUUCGCGUCUGCCCCUUUUCUGGCGGUUUGUGAUUUGACCACGAGAGGUGGCGGAUGGACCGUCAUUCUAAACAGAUUCGAUGGAAAAGUGGAUUUUUAUUUAGGUUGGCAGAGCUACAAAGUCGGGUUUGGGAAUCUAGCUGGAGAGUUCUGGUUAGGUUUGGAAAACAUUCAUCAAUUAUCUGGUUACCAAGUCAACGAGCUACUAGUCGAACUAGUGGAGUCCGACAACAAAGAAACUUUUGCUAGUUAUGACCAUUUUAGUGUUGGUAGUGAAGUGGAAGGUUAUGCUUUGAAAACGCUGGGAGGGUUUAGUGGAACUGCGGAAAAUUCGUUUGCCUAUCAUGGUGGUUUCAAAUUUACUACUAAGGACAAAGACCAAGAUUUACAUACAGGAGUAAAUUGUGCACAAUCGUAUAGUGGAGCUUGGUGGUAUGGUGAAUGCCACCAUAGUCAACUGACUGGUCUUUACAAAGGAGCCACAGACAAAUACAAAGGAGUUCGAUGGGGGGAGAGGUUUUAUCUGAAAAAGGCCAGAAUGUUGAUUAGACCACAACUGGAUCUCUCCUUGACACUAUGAAGACUUGGUACCUCGACAAACGGCUUUACAAUGUGUUAAUCUUUUCUUUUUUUUGUAAUUAUUGCAUUUAUAGAAGCAUUUGUAUAUCUACAA